This is a messenger RNA of Pristis pectinata (smalltooth sawfish), 3792 nucleotides long. RefSeq names its product solute carrier family 12 member 8 (gene slc12a8). Gene Ontology annotation, cellular component: membrane. The transcript is spliced from 15 exons. Gene Ontology annotation, biological process: potassium ion import across plasma membrane; potassium ion homeostasis; chloride transmembrane transport. NCBI's taxonomy places the organism in Eukaryota, Metazoa, Chordata, Chondrichthyes, Rhinopristiformes, Pristidae. Gene Ontology annotation, molecular function: potassium:chloride symporter activity. Bases 488 to 2749 code for a protein of 753 amino acids. The record is from RefSeq and is a predicted model, not a curated record.
UUUUAAACAAAACUCCCAUUACUCUCUGUUUUGCCUCUGUAGUCGCCAGCUGACCCUUUUAAAGCAUGCACACUAAACGACUCAGAAUAAGAAAUGAGGAAGUUGAAGCAGGCGGCAGUGUGCGGACUGUUUCAGAAGCCUGUAUGAUUUCGCGAUCAAAAUUGGAAUGCAGAAAUGGUUUCUCUGUCUCUUGCUUCUGGCGAUAAAGCGCCUCUUCAACAUUAACUCCUCCUGAACAAAAAAUGAUGAAACAGAUAAAAGCAAAUGCUAUGGACUCCGAUAUCCACUACGUUUCAUUUCAUUGACGUGUUUAAGGCAUUAAUCCAGGCAUGGGCUCUGUUGACGAUAAAUUGAUCGUACUUUGUUAUGGCCAUUUGAUAUCAUCUGAAUUGCAUAAAGAAUGAAGUGGCCUCUUUUCAUGAAUACAGAAGACAAAAGGAUCAAAUUGAGGCAUUGAUGUUUAUCUCCUUACACCUAUUUCCACAGUAUGGAAGAAGACCAGAAUCUGAGGCGUAAUUCCGGGUCAAUGUUACUAAAAUGUGGUGGCCGGGAAUCUCAAAGUAUUGGGCACAUCCAAGAACUUUUCCACGAAGCUGCGCAGGUAUCACAGCCCCACGUAAAACCCUGGUGGAAAGUUAAGAUAUUUGUCUGGGAACCAGUGCUAUUUGGAACGUGGGAUGGAGUAUUCACAACUUGCAUGAUAAAUAUUUUUGGAGUAGUUCUUUUCCUGCGGACAGGGUGGCUUGUGGGAAAUACUGGCGUCCUGCUGGGAAUGUUUAUGGUGACCCUGGUUAUCUUGGUUGCUUUGGUGACAGUUCUGUCUGGAAUUGGAGUGUUGGAGAGGUGCAGUCUUGGAAAUGGUGGAAUAUACUCCAUGCUUUCUACAGUUCUGGGAGGUCGAGUAGGAGGAACGUUUGGAUUUCUCUAUGUAUUUGGACAGUGUGUUGCAGGUGCCAUGUAUAUUACUGGCUUUGCUGAAUCCAUUGCUGACUUGUUGAACCUCAGUAACAUCUGGGCAGUUCGAGGAAUUUCCAUUGCUGUACUAAUAGGAUUACUAGGAAUUAAUCUAGCAGGAGUCAAAUGGAUCAUUCGGUUUCAGCUGCUACUUUUAGCCUUGCUGGCUAUCUCGACGAUGGAUUUUGUGGUUGGGACUUUCACACAUCUGGACCCCGAUUUUGGAUUUGUGGGAUACACUGAAGAAGUACUUGCGAAUAAUACAUUCCCAAACUACAGCCCGGAGGAGAGUUUUUUUACAGUUUUUGGUGUAUUCUUUCCUACUGCUACUGGUGUUAUGGCAGGAUUCAAUAUGAGUGGAGAUCUUCAGAGACCUGCAUCCAACAUCCCUGUUGGGUCACUAGCAGCUGUGGGCAUCUCAUGGUUCCUGUAUUUAGUAUUUGUUUUUCUGCUGGGAGCUGUUUGUACAAGGGAGGCUCUCAGAUAUGAUUUCAUGAUAGCUGAAAAGGUUGCCUUGGUGGGGUUCCUCUGGUUAUUAGGGCUGUACAUUUCCUCUUUAGCUUCCUGCAUGGGAGGCCUUUAUGGUGCACCCAGAGUUCUUCAGUGCAUUGCACAAGAAAGAGUGAUACCUGCCCUUGGGUUUAUGGGAAAGGUGAAGGGGCCAAACAAAACCCCAGUGGCAGCGAUAUGUCUUGUAGGACUUGUGACAAUGGCAUUUAUCUUCAUUGGACAAGUGAAUGUUCUUGCCCCAAUAGUCAGCAUAAAUUUUAUGUUGACUUACAGUGUUGUAGAUUACUCUUACUUCUCAGUUUGUAUGAGCUAUGACAUUCAGCAGAAUGAAAAAAACAAGAAUAAAGUGCAUGCUAAAACUUAUAAAUCUUCUCAAACGUUGAAUUUGGAUGGUCCACUUAAAUAUGGUACUGAUGGCCCAAUAAAAGGCAGUACGAAUGGCUCCUUGCUUGAGUUCACCAAGGACAUGAACCAAAUCCUUCAAACAAAGUCUCAUGGCAGGGAAGAAGAGAUGAGAAAAUAUAAGGAAAAGGAAAGAAGUUUGAAUCAAUCGGUCUGGUUGAAAAAUGUGAAAAAACCUGCAAAGCAGACACUGCAGGACAGCUUUAUGUUGGAUUUUGACAAUUCAUUCGCAACAGUUAAAGAGGACAACAGUCAAAUCUCCAGGACUGAGCUCGCAGGUGACCUGUCUGAAUUAGAUUUAGGAGAUCAUCAGCAUCUUGAAAAUCCUACUGUAACUCAAAGUGUGGAAGGCGGUCAUCACCUUGACAAUACAACAUUCGAAUCUACAGUGGGACAAAAUAUUUCUGACACAGACGAUUCAAUGGCAUCUUGCGGAUAUGGUUCCAUUGAAAGGCAAAAGUCUCAGGAAGCAGAAAUUUAUACAAUGCCAAGGUCAUUUUAUUCCAGAUUCUGCAACUGCUGGGUUUCAUUCACUGGUGCAAUAGUAUCUGUUCUAAUCAUGUUUGUGAUUCAUUGGAUUUAUGCCUUAAUUAAUAUUGCUGUGGCAUUAUUCAUCUACUUUUACAUUGGACAAAUGAGUCCAGGGCUCCCUCUUGGACUAGCUAAUAACUUCAAUUUUUUACGAUGGAUUCAGACAAUCUUCCGGGAAUUUAGAAGGAAAGGUUCAUCACAUGAAAAACAGAUUAUCGUGACACCCUCAUUUACAGGAGUUGGCAUGGCAACAACUCAAUUAACUGAGGAAAAUGCUGACUUUGCCUCUCGAGACCGUUACCAUCAUUUCUCAGUUAUUAGUGGAGAAGAUCUUAAUCGUCAUUUAAGCUAAAUGAAAGCUUUGUACCAAUUUGGUUCUUUUUUUGACCAGGAAGUUCGCACAAAUUAAAAAAUACGAAAGUAGAUUUUAAAUAUAAUUAAAAUUAUAUUACCUGCAAAAUUAUUACACAAGAAAGCGGCUGUUGUAUUUAUAAAUCUUUGAAAAGUGUGAAUGUUUUGAUGUUCAUUCUUAAAUGUAUACACUACUGUGAUUUAAUUAAGAUUUUUGACAAGACAUUGCAAUGACUUGAAUAGAUCGAUAAACAAUGAGAUAUUUUUAUAGAGUUUCUGCCUCUGCGCUAUAAGUGAAAGCUGAUACACUGCUAAAGUGGACACUUUAAUUUGGGGAAUUUUUGCCAGGAUUGCUGGGCAUUCCUGAUUCUUUGGGUUAAAAUUUGAUACCUGCUUAGGACUGAGUGGAAGAUCCUAAUUCUUGAAUACAAAUAAAUCUUGGGUAGGGGUUUAUCAGCAUGUAUUUAAGGCAGAUCAGGUGCUGGGAACCUUUUUUAAACAAAUUCCACCUUUGCCUCUAGGCUACCUAUCUUCUUUCCCAACUAGGUAGGGAAUAUUCUUCCAAUUGGGUGUGAAAAUUUCUGGUGUUACAAAAUUAAAAGGACAUGUUCAAAGAGGUUCAUUACAUUUGCAACUGGAGACGAGCUGAAGUUGGAAAUGUCAUUGUUUUCCUUCAGUAGUAAUCUGUAAUGUGCUCCUUUCAGACAAUUCCCUUACAUUAUUAAAUAUUGAAAAAAAUAUUGUUAUUGGGAAGAAUAUAAGGGAUUGAAGGGUAUUAACACAAUAAGAUUAGACCAAUGUUUUCAACAGCCUGCAAAAGAAUUAAAUAAUGUUAAAUAAUAAAAACUAUCUGAUAUAAAGUGUUUACAUCCACAAAUUGAAUUACAUCUCCAAAUGAUAAUGAUAAAGAUUCAUAUUAUAGUUCAAAAAAUGAUUUGACUUUGUUGCCAACACGAAAGAAAGUCCAUGUAGAAUGACUGGAACUUUGCAUCAUUUUCAAGUACAGCAUCACCAUAACUAUAUUGAAAUUGUAUGGAAAAUAAA